Knipowitschia caucasica is the source of this 2517-nucleotide messenger RNA. NCBI's taxonomy places the organism in Eukaryota, Metazoa, Chordata, Actinopteri, Gobiiformes, Gobiidae. The record is from the annotation of a GenBank genome assembly.
AUGGGUGUGGAAGUCGAAACUAUAGCUCCGGGUGAUGGAAGAACAUUUCCAAAGAAGGGCCAGACAUGUGUGGUACAUUACAUAGGUAUGCUGCAGAAUGGAAAAAAGUUUGACUCGUCUCGAGAUAGGAAUAAACCUUUUCAGUUCAGGCUUGGAAAGUCGGAGGUCAUUAAGGGCUGGGAGGACGGCGUAGCACUGAUGAGCCUGGGUCAGAGAGCUAAACUCACCUGCACACCAGACGUGGCCUAUGGAGCUGUUGGGCACCCCGGGGUCAUCCCUCCUAACGCCACACUUGGAGAAAACUACCAGCCGCCACCUCCCACAACUUAUGUUAUUAUCCUCUUCCACAAGGCGGCCCAUGCUUGUCUGAAGGUCGAAAUUCAUCCGGAGUGGGCCAGCCUGGCGAAGAAACAGCUCAAAGGCAAGGAUCCAGAAGACCUGAUAUGGCGCACACCUGAAGGUCUGAAUAUCAAGCCUGUGUACACCAAAGCGGACUCGGCCUCCAGCCCCGAUGAGCUCCCAGGAGUCUUUCCCUUCACUAGAGGGCCCUAUCCCACCAUGUACACUUACAGACCAUGGACCAUCAGGCAGUAUGCAGGCUUCAGCACGGUGGAGGAGAGCAACAAGUUCUAUAAGGAUAAUAUCAAAGCUGGCCAGCAAGGUCUGUCCGUGGCCUUUGAUCUCCCCACACACCGCGGCUACGACUCGGACAACCCUAGAGUCCAUGGCGACGUCGGCAUGGCGGGCGUGGCCAUUGAUACGGUGGAGGACAUGAAGAUGCUUUUUGACGGCAUUCCCCUGGAGAAAAUGUCUGUUUCCAUGACUAUGAACGGAGCAGUGAUCCCGGUUCUGGCCAUGUUCAUCGUGACCGGAGAGGAACAGGGCGUUUCCAAGGCCAAUCUCACGGGCACCAUCCAAAAUGACAUUUUAAAAGAGUUCAUGGUUCGAAAUACCUACAUUUUCCCUCCAGAACCUUCCAUGCACGCCAUAGCGGAUAUCUUUGCCUACACAUCAAAGAAUAUGCCAAAGUUCAACUCCAUCUCUAUCAGCGGAUAUCACCUGCAGGAAGCCGGGGCCGACGCCAUCCUGGAAGUGGCCUACACCAUCGCCAAUGGGCUGGAGUACUGCCGCACGGGGCUGAAGGCAGGACUAACCAUAGACCAGUUUGCGCCCAGACUGUCCUUCUUCUGGGGCAUCGGGAUGAAUUUUUACAUGGAGAUCGCUAAGCUGAGAGCGGCACGAAAACUCUGGGCCACACUCAUCAAGGAAAAGUUUGAUCCGAAAAGCGCAAAGUCCCUCCUCCUCCGCACACACUGCCAAACAUCCGGCUGGUCCCUCACUGAACAGGACCCAUAUAACAACGUGAUCCGCACUGUAAUUGAAGGCAUGGCCGCUGUCUUUGGCGGCACUCAGUCCCUCCACACCAACUCAUUUGACGAGGCGCUGGGAUUACCCACGGUGAAGAGCGCCCGCAUCGCUCGAAACACACAGAUCAUUAUCCAAGAGGAGUCUGGGAUUCCUAAAGUGGCUGAUCCCUGGGGGGGGUCCCACAUGAUGGAGGCUCUCACUAAUGAUGUCUACAAUACUGCCCUCAAGUUCAUUAAAGAGAUUGAGGAGAUGGGGGGGAUGGCCCAAGCUGUGGCAGAGGGCAUUCCCAAACUGCGCAUUGAGGAGUGCGCUGCUCGCAGACAGGCGCGCAUAGACUCAGGCUCGGAGGUGAUCGUGGGGGUCAAUAAGUACCGUCUGCAGAAGGAGGAGACGGUGGAAGUGUUGGCCAUCGACAAUACCAUAGUGCGACAGAAGCAGAUUGAGAAACUGAAAAAGGUGCGUGCGCAGCGGGACACAGCAGAGGCUCAGAGGUGCCUGGCUGCCAUCGAGGAGUGUGCUCAGAGCCGACAAGGAAACCUGCUGGAGCUGGCAGUGGAGGCUUCUCGAGCCAGAUGCUCCGUGGGUGAAAUCACAGAUGCCAUGAAGAAAGUUUUUGGGGAGCAUAAAGCCAGCACUCGGAUGGUGAGUGGAGCCUAUCGUAGUGAGUAUGGGGAGAAUGAGGAGAUCACCUUAGCAAACAACAGAGUUGCAGAAUUUAAUAAACUUGAAGGUCGUAACCCAAGAUUGCUGGUGGCUAAAAUGGGGCAGGAUGGGCACGACAGAGGGGCCAAAGUCAUAGCUACUGGAUUUGCAGAUCUGGGCUUUGAUGUGGAUAUUGGACCGUUGUUUCAGACCCCGAUGGAGGUGGCCCAGCAGGCGGUGGAUGCGGACGUGCACUGUGUGGGAGUGAGCACGCUGGCGGCCGGACACAGAACGCUGGUCCCUGAACUCAUUAAAGAACUGCGUAAACUCAACCGGCCCGACAUCCUGGUCAUCUGCGGAGGAGUCAUUCCACCAAAGGACUACGAGUUCUUGUAUGAAACCGGAGUGAGCGCCAUCUUCGGCCCCGGCACGAGGAUCCCACAAGCGGCUGUGGAGGUGGUGGACAACAUCGAGAAAAGCCUGGAGAAAAUCAGACAAGCCAUGUGA